This is a messenger RNA of Mizuhopecten yessoensis (Yesso scallop), 2135 nucleotides long. RefSeq lists its product as uncharacterized. Lineage: Eukaryota; Metazoa; Mollusca; Bivalvia; Pectinida; Pectinidae. The record is from RefSeq and is a predicted model, not a curated record. The transcript has 7 exons. The coding region runs from base 136 to 1317 and encodes 393 amino acids.
UCGAAUACAAGUGAUAGAUAAUGUGGAGGUAAAGCAGUUUGGUUUAUAACAAUAAGGUUAUCACAAACAACUACACUGAACCAAAGCAAAAAAAAGAAACCUCCACAAGAUCUCCAAGACAAUCAGACACAGGAGAUGGAUCUAAAUACAGAGGAGGAUGGCCAUUCAGUAUUGGAGAUAAUAGCGAACUGCCUGGUAUUGCUGUUGAUUCUAGUAAUAACAAGACUCAACAAAAUGCACUUGAAGUAUCAACCCGAGACUGCAAAAUCAGCCCGAGGGCCGAAGGACGAUACUGAUAGUGAAGAUGAAGACAACAAGAGAGGUGAAUUUCACGGUCCUCGAACACAAGUGAUAGAGCAUGCGGAGGUAAUGCAGUUUGGUCCAAACAAUACGGUUAUCAUAAACAACUACACUUUAGCUAAACCCCAAGACAAAUCAGCAGGUGGAUCUAAAGACGGAGGAGGAGAAGAUUACAGAAAUGCAGAUGGUGGCAGACUUUCUGGUCGUGCUAUUGAUAUGUUAAUAGCUAAGAAGAAGUCUGUUGGCAUCAUCCGUGGACCGGGAAACCUUCAGGGUACUGGUUUUCUUCUAAAAAACCACUUAGUGAUGACCUCCUACCACCUAAUCAAGGAUAUCGUUUCAGGAGACGAAAAUGAAAAAUGUCUGAAUCGACAACAUACCGAGAAUAAGAAGAUAUCCAUACAAUUUGAUUAUCAGCAGGCAGCAGAUGCUGGAAGUGUGCAGAAUUAUUUUUACUUCACACCAGACAUUCAAUAUUACAACCAUGAACUUGAUGUUGCUGUCCUGAAACUUUUACAAGAUUCAACUAACCUACCAGAAUGUUUUGAGCACUUCAGUCCUUUCCAACGUGGGAUGAAAGCACACAUGAUUGGUCAUCCUCAAGGAGGUAUAUUAGAGGUAGAAGCAAACAUUGAAGGCUUUCAAAUUUCUGAUGAGUUGUACAAGGAUGCAGUAGCCUGGAGUACUGCAAAAUACCGUGAAAAUGGGUACCGUGGGAUUCAGGACAGUCGAAAGAUUCUGUUUCACUGUAGAUUUGCCCAUGGUACAUCAGGUAGUCCCGGUUGUUAUACUGAUCCAACCAAGGAAAACGCUGAAGUAGUUUGGAUGUUGCUUGAGGGAUAUCCAGGGUUUUAUUAUAAACACCUGACUCCUGCUGAACAGAUAGAAGUUCCAAAGGCAUACCUCAUUCAGCAGGGUAUCACAAUGGAGGCAAUUUGGAGACACAUGUCAAAGGAAAACCGAGAUUUAUGUCUAAAAAUAUUUGGUCACCGUAACGAACACUUUUUUCCAAUCUGAGGUAUUAAUGAGUCAUAACAAGUUGGGUGGAGAUUUUAGAGGUUUAUUAAAUGGUGAUAGUCGACCGGUUUACCAGUUUGGUCACAUCAGAACGGCAAAUUGCAGAUUUCUAGCCCCUGAGAUACCUUUUUUCUUGACUAAACAAUUGAUAUGAAUUGUAUUAUCAAGAAAGUCAAAAUAAGAGAGAAACUUGAUACAUUGUGAAUUGUGUGUAAUGAUCGCCCAAAAUUAGUGGUCAUUAUAUCAUAGGGCAGUGUAUCAAUGUAUUGGAUCCGUUCCCUUGUGGUUUUUAACACUGAAAUUUCCUAAAAGCACAUGGAAAAUGUCUGAAUUUAUUGAGCUUUCCCUACAUGAUUGAACUGUAAAAGGUGAUUUGUAAAAUGUGCAAUAGGAUGUGAAUCUUGUAUCACACGAAGUACUUUACCAUACAGUGCCCCACAUUAUACAAAGUAGAACUAGCGAGUUUAAGAAGUGUAGAAAGAUCUGAACAGUUCAGUAUGCUAGGGGAAGACCAAAAGUGAUAAUUAUUUUUUGGAGAAAGCAACACAUUUAUUAUGGACGAAGAAUAGGAAAAUUUGUUGGGAUGACCACAGAAAUUAACACACUUCUCGAAAAUUUUGUUGAAACAUAUUUACUAGGAAACAUUAGUAUUAUCUACAUAAUGUUCAGUUGAAUUCCUGUAAACUGUUGAAAUUAUUGUUUAAAAUGGCAAGGCUACAUAAAAUCUUGCAUGAAGAAAUGUCUUGUUCAUUAUAAAAAAAAAAAAAAAAAUCGCAGAGGGGAUUGGCAACUCUGCCCCAGUCAAGAUUAUAUAGCAC